Metopolophium dirhodum (rose-grain aphid) is the source of this 1382-nucleotide messenger RNA. It is a transcript of the gene Tsen34, whose product is annotated as tRNA-splicing endonuclease subunit Sen34. The record is from RefSeq and is a predicted model, not a curated record. Gene Ontology annotation, biological process: tRNA-type intron splice site recognition and cleavage; tRNA splicing, via endonucleolytic cleavage and ligation. Gene Ontology annotation, molecular function: nucleic acid binding; tRNA-intron lyase activity. Lineage: Eukaryota; Metazoa; Arthropoda; Insecta; Hemiptera; Aphididae. The transcript is spliced from 4 exons. The coding region runs from base 527 to 1201 and encodes 224 amino acids.
GUUUUUAAAUGAUAAAAUCCCGAAAACUUUGAAGUGAGAUUGCAAAGACAAGUCGUGGUGACUAAAACUGUCUAGAAAGGAUUAAUAAUUUACUGAAUUUCUAGAUUUAUAACUUAAAAUUCUUAUUCUAAUUGUUAUUUUAUAUUAUUGUUCUAUUUCUAUUUUCUUUCAAACGUCAAUUUCAAUUUUUCUAUCACGAUUCACAGCUAUAUAUAUUUAGAUAAUGGUUUCUAUUUGCAGUUUAAAUUUUUAAAUUUUAAUCUUAAUCAACUACUAUUUAAAAUGUAAAUGUGUAAAAAUAAUUAAUAGUAGUAGGUUAUAGGUUAUUACUAAUUUUAAAUAAGCCAAGUUUUUAUGUUUUUGUAAAAACAAUAUUUAUUAAUUAUACUUUUUUAAAUAAAGAGAAGAAUUAUUAUUAGUUAAUAAUCAUUAGGUUUAAUUACUUUGAUUUAUUUAUGAAUAGUCAUUGAUUAAAUAUAUUUUAUCCAUGUGAAUAGUUAUUAACUUGUAUAUUCUAAAUUUAUUUAUGGAAAGCAAAACGAGCAAUAAUGUGAUUGAUAUACACAUGAUUAAUAAUAAAGGGUUUAUUUGGAAUGCAAAUGAUUGGUGCAUUUUAAGAACAACUCAUCGUGUGUUGGGAAGUUUGAUUGGAACUUUACCAUCCACUCCACGUCAAGAAGAUCAAAAUGGCCUACCUUGCCUUUUAUUACCUGAAGAAGUUCGAUUACUAGUUGAAAAUUGUAUAGCCCGUACUGUUGCAUAUCCAUCAUUUACUGCUUUAUGUUCUAAAGAAACAGCCAAAAUCAAUCCAUUUGAAACAUCACCUGAUGUCAUGAUACAUCUUGAUGAAAUAUGUUCAAACAUAAUUGAAGUUCCAUUACCUGUAUUUAUAAACGAUUUGGAAAGGAUCAGGUAUAAAGUUUUUAAGGAUUUGUGGUCAAAAGGAUUUUAUCUAACUUGUGGUAUGAAGUUUGGAGGCGAUUUUUUAGUCUAUGAAGGUGAUCCUUUGGCUUAUCAUGCUAAAUAUAUAGUUAACUGUAGAGAUUUGGACAAGCAAAUUAUGGUUUCGCGGAGUAGAGUUAGUUCAAUUACUAACAAAAAAAUGGUGUUAGCCAAAGACGAUGGAAACUCUAUAAUGUAUUUAAUUUAUCAUUUAGAUGAUACAUCUCGGAAUAAUAAUAAAAUUAAUUACUCUUUUUAGUAUGUUCAUAAAUAAAAUAAUGUGUAUCAUGUAUAUGAAAUAUAAUAAUUAACAUAUUCAAGACUAUAAAUAAUGUUUCCAUGACAAAAUAUCCCCGCAAAAAUACUGCAUGACAAAAUCUCCCUCAUAAAUAUUAUAUUCAAAAUUUAACCUUUAUUAUAAAAGUUGCGAUUAGAUUAGA